Molecule: messenger RNA, 12260 nt
Organism: Blepharisma stoltei
Lineage: Eukaryota; Ciliophora; Heterotrichea; Heterotrichida; Blepharismidae
Source: the annotation of a GenBank genome assembly
AUGAGGCAUACUCUUAUUUAUUUCGCCAAGAUUUUACUUGCAUACUCCACCUGUUUCCCGUAUAAUAGCUUCAACUAUAGUGGAGCAUGCUGAUGCAACAAGGACUUUUAUUUGGCUGAAUCAAAAGUCUGUGUGGAUGGGUGUCCUUCAUUAUUUAUUGAUAACUCUGAUGGAGCCACGGGUUUUUACUCAUGUAAAGCACCCAGUGGUGAUACUGCAAUCUUAUUCACAUUAGAAUUCUCAAAAGUCCAAGACUUAUCUGCAACUUACAUUUCAAACUCUGUCAAUUCAGCUGAGCAGUUUAAUAAUCUAAAUUCAUACCCAUAUAAUUCUACAGGCCAACUACCUCCGCUUCCAACACUUGAUCGUGGCUUUUAUUUUGCUAAAACGUCAAGCGCAACUAGUAACCAAAACCACGUCCCUGCUCUCUACUUUACGAUAAACAUAUGAAUUAAACCUAAACCACUUGUUUAUGGGGAAAUUCUUAAUGCUAUUAAUAGUUCAACUCAAUAUUUAAGGUUUUAUGCAAACAGUUCUGGUGCCUAUAUACUUGCCCUUGAAAUUUAUGAUUCAAGUAAUAACAGAGUAACAGCCACUUGAACUUAUAGUAUUAAUUAUACAUCAUAUUGGCAGCAGUUAUCAGUUGUUUUACAGCAAACUACAUGCAGCGAUGUAGUUGGGACUUUUUAUCUUAACGGAGGAACUGGUUCGAGUGCAUCUUUAACAAGCACAGAAGUAAGGUUUAAAUCCGCUCUUUCUUAUUCAUGAAUACUUGGGUCUGCGAAUGGAUUAGACUCCUUUACAGGAUUUAUUUAUUGGCUCCAAGUUAGAUUUGAUACAACCCAAUAUUCUCCAACGAUGUCAAUAUAUAUUGAAUGCUUGAGUAGUCAAUAUUGAAAUGGAUCUUCUUGUCAAAACUGUGGCUCAAGCUGCUCUUCUUGGCCUUGGUGUGUGAGAGGCACUGAUUGCAGUAUUUGCUAUACAAGUGAUUGUGGCUCUUGCUCUGGAUAUUCUCUAUCAAUGUGCACUGUAUGUACAACAGGUAUACUUCCAGGAUGUUGUGACAUAUUUGGGACAACUUGCACUCAAACUUGGUCAAAUACUGCAUGCUUCAAUGGAAAAGUUCUCAUUGGAGGAGUUUGCCUAUACGCAACCCCAUAUGGACUUGAGAAUUCCACAACUGUUUCUACGCAGGUUAUAACAGCUGACUUUACAGGUCCAUUUGCUGGAGUCUAUGGGUCAGCUUGAAUUACAGGCAACAGCUCUUCAAGCUAUAACUAUUGGAAUUCUCCAGAAGUGGCUGACCCAUUUCCAGCAAAAAACAGAGGUCUCUAUUUUAAUUAUGAUCAAUAUUUGAGUGGGGAAAUAGCUCUCUCUCAUACUUGAACUAUUAGUAUGUGGGUUUACCCAAUGGGCGGAAUAAUGAUAAGCCAUUCCUCAAAUAAUUUUUACAUUGAUUAUGCUGGGACGAUGACCUUUACCUUAGAAAAGUGAGAUGGAACAACCAUGACCAACACCCUUUCUCGCUCUAUAAGUUCAAGUUGGGCAUUUAUUUCUUUUUCAGUUGAGUUUGCAAAUAAAGUGACUACUAUUAAGGGUUAUAUUGAUAAUAUUUCUGGAACGCCUUCAACAAAUCAAAAUUAUGUAUUUAGACUGCCAGUAGGGAUGCUAUACCUUGGCAAAGGAUCGACAGGAUUUAAAGGAUAUAUCGCUUAUUUUGUGCUAUGGCAAGCAGCCAUUAGUGAUUUUUCAGCAUUUUUUAGCAUUAGUACUUUAACAAAUGGAUCAGUAGUAGUUUUGUGACCAUGCGAUUAUUUGUAUUACUUUGAUGGAUCGAGCAAUCUAAAUUGUUUAUCCUCAUGCACAAGUGGCUGCAUCAAUGGAAGCUCUUGCAAUUUGUGUGGCGAUCCUUUAUGCUCGUGCACAUCAUUUUCAUCAGGAGCUUGCACUUCGUGCGUUGCUAACGCUUCUGGUUCUCCCUGUGCUUGCCUAACUGGAUAUUAUCUGAAUGUAACUGGACUGCAGCAAUCAUGCUCUCCUUGUUAUACAGGAUGCUCUAACUGUACAAGCUCAUCUUAUAAUUCUUGCACUUCCUGCAAUUCAGGCUAUUACUUGUACAAUAAUACUCUCUGCCUUCUCAAUUGCCCUGGAGGAUAUUUUGGAGAUUAUAAUCAGCGUAAAUGCCUCUUCGUUUCAAAUAUUGAAUUUAAUGCUACUUUUUAUGAUAAAAUAGAACUUGGCCAAGUAGAAUGCUUCAAAGUAGGAUCAGAUUCAGCAAAUAAGUACCCUAAUUAUGAUUCUGGAGAUCCAUAUCCAGCAUACUUAAGAGGCUAUUAUUUUAAUGGCACUACCUAUCUUUCUACAAGUAUGCUAACUGGCCCAUAUUUUUCUGUUUCUGUAUGGGUAAAUAUAAUAACAGCUGGAACGAUUAUAUCUAGAAUUUUGAAUGGAAAUGAAAUUUUUUGUUUAGAAUUUUUGAGUGGGACGCUAUCACCUAAGCUUUCUCUUAUGUUGAGCGAUAAUUCUGUAUUAUCGACAGCCAUAUCAAGCAGCAUACUUUCAAACAGUUGAAAUUUUGUUGCAUUUACUGGGAAAGUUGAUACAGGUGGUACAUAUACAAUAAACUCAUAUUAUAACGCAGUGAGCUCAACUCCUGCUACCUCUUCAAGCCUUGCUUUUUAUCAGGAUUUAGCCACUGGCACACUUUAUAUUGGGACAAAAUCAACCUUAACUAGUGGCUUUUCUGGAUUUCUAUAUAGUAUUUGUCUUUUUAACACUGAAACUCUUUACAGCUAUGAUUUUAUUACCUCCGGCUGCACUUCACCAUGCACUCAAUGCUCAAAAGACUUCAAUUGUUUUGAUACUUGCUCGCUAACGACAUUUAGAGAUGGAUCCUCUUGCACCAGCUGUUUGGGAAGGUUACUUUACACGACGACUAUUUUUUUUGGCCUAUUUUUUUUGCCUGGCCUCAUUUAUGAAGCUGCUGAGAGGACUAAAACUUUAUUAAGAAGCAGAGACUUUUCCUUAGGCGAUUAAUAUUGAGUAAAUUAAGUGGAAAACUCCUAAUUAAAUCUAGAAUUCUCGAAAUUUAAAAGCAAUGAAUUAAUAUUCAUUAAUUAAGAAAUCUGUCAUUUUUUGUUAUUAAAUCGUUUUAAAAUACAUUAAACAUUAUAUUAAAAUAAUUAGUAUUGAAUUAUGCCAAAAUAUUAGUAAAAAAUAGCUAAAAAAUUGUCAAAAAAAGCCAAAAAAAGCCAAAAAAAAUAGGCAAAAAAAAUAGGCCAAAACAAAAUAGGCCAAAACAAAAUAGGCCAAAAAAAAAAAUAGGUGAAAAAAAGGCCAAAAAAAAUAGGCAAAAAAAAAUAGGCUAGAGAAAAUAGUCUUUUAUGAAAUAGUCGUCAUGUGAAGAUACGGUUUGGGAACAGGAAACUGCAAAGGAUGCAGAUUUACAGAUACUUGUGGACUUUGCAAAACAAAACAAUGCUAUGAUUGCACUUCUUUUUCAGGAAAUUGCAACAGCUGUAUUGCAAAUGCAGGAAGUGAUGGAUAUGGAGGGUGCCAAUGCAAUGCAAGUUAUUAUUGGGAAGCUUCUACAACGACUUGUGAGGCUUGCGAUGUACUUUGCCAGAAUUGCGUUCAAGGCAGCAGCUUUGAAUGCGAAGCCUGCUACUUUGAAAAAAUAACUGUAGGGAGCAUAUGCUUAAAUGACUGUCCGUAUGGCUACGAUCCUUCUUGUUCUCCAGUUUCUAGCGCAGUAAUUGACCAGAUGUUUGAUUCUGAAUUUAGUGGGAGUUAUGGGGAUUUUAUAACCGGAACAUCUUCAAGCACAUAUCAACCAUUUAAUUCUCCUGAAGCUUACGAUCCUAUUCCUGCAUAUAAAAGAGGGCUCUAUUUUAAUGGGAGUAUGAACCUAACAUCUUCAACCUCUAUUUAUCUUUCUUACGGAUUUUCUAUGGGGUUAUGAUUUUAUGCAGUUACUAAUGGAGAUUUGUUAGAGAAACAGUCAAAACUUAAAGUUGGAUCAGUAGGAUCAGUGUGGCUAACAGUUGAAAGCACUAAACAAGUAGCAGAAGGGCAUAUCUUAUCAACUUCAACUUUUACUGGAUGGACUUAUUUUUCAUUUACUGUUAAUUAUGAAUCAGGGACCUCUAGUCUUGAUCUUUACCUUAAUGGAAAUUUUGCUGGAGGAACCAUUUUUGCAAAUAAAAUUUUUCGAGACCAAGCAUCUUAAUCUUAAUUAACUGAUCGGCUUGGCCUGUAGUGGUUACACAGUCUUCAAGGACCCUUACAGCUGUAACCGCUUUGGUGCAUUUCCUGCCGGACACUUGAACUGCUAGGAUAACUUGCUUAUCGAUUGCCCCGAUCACCAUCUUGCUUCUCUUUGACUCUAAUGCUAUGCCUCCUCCUUGCCUUUUUAGCUCCUGUAUUAGUGAGCAGACUAUGGACUUCUUUAGUCCUUAAUCGAGCAAUUAAAGAGUAACUUAAUCGAGGAAGAAUAGCCAGAAGUCUAGCGGGUAUGGUGUCUGCCUCAACUAGAGUAAAUUCCUGGGUUCAUAUCGCAACCCCUGGUAUCGCGAUGAUAUACGCCUUCGGGUCCGAAAGACAUUGCCAAACUAUCUUUUUGCAACCACGGGAGCUAAGACAAAUUCUACUGAUAUAAAUUAUCGCAUGCCAGACCUAAAUGUCAAUCGGCUUCUUACCCAGUUCAUCUUGUCCAUAAGGUUGAGAAAAUUUGCAUCAAGAGGCUGAGCGCGUUAGGUUGCCAUUUUAUGUAUUGAGAUCAAGCAUCAACGUAUAUGCAGAUAGGGAAAAGCAGCAGUUCUGGGUUCACUGGGUUUAUUUAUUAUUUCCAGCUGUGAAAUGUCCCACUUUCAUCAUUUUCUACGAUUUUUAAUAGCUUUUCAUUUUGUGGAUCUGGACAGGGAUCUUCGUGCUUAUGAGCCUGCGAUAUUUCAGCUUUUAAAAAUGAAUCCACAUCCAGUUGCAGUAAUUGCAAUUCAUGCUCUAAUGGAUGUGUUAGAGCGAACGACUGCAAUCUCUGUGAUGAUCAAUUAUGCUCUGUUUGCGGUGGCUUUGAUCCGGGAAAAUGUUCAACUUGCGUCCCCAAUGCGUCACCAAGCUUAAAUGGCUGUGCAUGCAAUUCAGAUUAUCAAAAAUCAAAUGAUGGUCUUUCAUGUGUAAAAUGUGCGGCAGGAUGCAAAAAUUGCUCUGGAAAUGGAUUUUAUCAAUGCACAAGCUGUCUUAGUGGCUGAUUCUUUUUAGACAUUCAAUGCCUAGAAUCUUGCCCUACAGGAUAUACUCAAAACUCAACAACAAACAACUGUGAUUAUUCUGGCUCAGCAGUAUCACUAAAUUUUUCUAAUUUAAUUGUGCUAGACACUCUUUGGUGAUGAAAUGUCGGCUCUGAAGUAAACUCAUACCCAAUCUACGAUGCCAAUGAUCCUUAUCCUGCAUAUUUAAGGGGCUACUAUUUCUUACCAGGCAAAUAUCUAACGAACAGCGUUACUCUUCCCCCUUCCUUUUCCAUUUCUAUCUGAAUCCAACCUAUAGGAGAUGGCUAUAUUAUAGGCAAAUAUAUGGCAGGAAAUACAUGAUAUGUAAAAAUUAUAGAAACUUCAGGAAAUCCAAAGCUUUCCCUUACCCUUUUAGAUAAGCAAACAACUCUUUCUAACAAAGUAAGCACUAAUAUCCUCAAUUCAGGUUGGGUUUUUAUUUCAUUUGACUGUGCAAUAAACUCUAAUGGGAUAACGACAAUAACUUCUUAUCUAAAUGGCAACCAACAAAUUCAAACAUCAACUUCUGAUAAUUCACUUUAUCUUUUGGAUAGUCCGUCAGAUGUUUAUAUUGGUGAUGGCUCAAUGUCUGGGUCUACUAUGCCUGGGUUUACUGGAUUCUUAUGGAAAUUUACUAUUUACCCUCAAAACAACAACGCAUUAACUGAUUUUCAAAACACUGGCUGCUUGAGCAGCUGUACAAUAUGCCCAGCUGAUUUAAGCUGCCCAGACAACUGCCCAAUAUCUGAAUAUUUUGAUGGCACAUCUUGUGCUGCUUGUAUUGCAUCUGCUGACAAAGGAUGCAGAAGUUCAAGUUUUAGCAGACUGUGCCGAGCCAAAGAAUGCGCCACUUGCACAGAGUUUACUGGGGAUAAUUCAUGCAUAGACUGCAUUACAAAUGCUAGUAAAGAUAGCAUUGGGGAAUGCACCUGUAAUUCUGAUGCUUUCUGGGUGUCUGAAUCAGAAACUUGUGAAUUUUGCGAUGCUCUUUGCUCAACAUGUUUACAAACUGCUUAUUUUGAAUGCUCUGCCUGUAAGAUGAACUAUCAAUUGGUAGGUAGUAUUUGCUUAAAUGGCUGCCCUUAUGGGUUUGAAGCCCCCUGCGUAUCAGUAUCAACACCUGUCAUUAAUUUGUCUUUUAAUUCUGGUUUUCAAGGCUCAUAUGGCAUUUUAAAUGCAGGAACAAACUCAUCAUCAUUCUCUCCUUUUAAUAGUCCAGAAACAGUUGAUCCGAUUCCUGCAUAUCAGCGAGGUUUAUAUUUUAACGGAGACAUGUAUUUAUUAUCUUCAGUACCUGUUUUGCUUUCACAUAGCUUUACAGUUGGAGCAUGACUUUAUUCAAUUGUUUCCAAUGAUUGACUAGAAAAGCAAACUCAAAAACUCACUUUUUCUACACAAGGUACUGUUAAUGUUCAGAUGGAAGACCCUAUGCAAGUCAUAAACCUUAAAACUUUAAAUUCAGCAACCCCCCUUUUUGAGUGAAACUAUUUAGCAAUCACCUUUGAGUAUGUUUAUGGAGUUACAACUAUAAAAAUUUGUCUUAAUAAUGAAUGUUUCAUCGAAAAUCCUUUCUCAAAUGCAGUAUUUAGAGAUCUUACAUCUUCAAACUUAAUGAUUGGCAAAAGCAGCAACUCUGGUUUUACUGGAUUUAUUAGUUCUUUCACUCUAUGAAAUAUUCCAAUUACUGAUCUUUCAAGCAUCAUUAAUGACUUUGUAUGUGGCACAGGACAGGGCUCCAAUUGUUUAAUAUCUUGCGACUUAUCAAAAUAUUGAGAUGGGAGCACGUGCACGGCCUGCAACUCAUGUAGCACUGGAUGUGUUAGAGCUGGAACAUGCAAUAUUUGCAAUGACCCCUUGUGCUCGAUAUGUACAGGAUUUGGCUCUGGGGCAUGCACUCAAUGUGCUGGAAAUGCAAGUGGAGCUCCGAAUGCGUGCGUAUGUAAUGGAGGAUAUUGACUGCACUCAUUAGCUUGCAUACCAUGCGAAAAUUUUUUGAAUCAGACAAGCGUGUCUGCUGGUUUUGAUAGCAGCUAUUCAAAAAUUCAAUUUAACUUCACUAUUCCAGCUAAUGCUUCGCCUAAAUGUUGUUCUUGCUUAUUUGACGCUCAAACUUUGCAGAGUUUUGGAUCUGGAUAUACGUGCUCUUACGCAACAGAUUAUAGUAGUUUGACAGUUUAUCUAGGGCAAGGUUAUACAAUUUCCAAAGAAAGUAUAGCAUUUUUAUCAGGAUUCUUAAAAAAUUCUGAUUUGGUUUGUGGAAAUCCUCCAACCAAUUUUUCAGUCCCAAUUUCUCUUCCAAGUCCGAUUCCAAGUCCAAGCUUUACAUUUUCAGCUCCCAAAACCCUCUCAAUUCUCUGUGAGACCUUAAAAUUGACUGCAGUUAUUGGAAAUGAUCUGCCAUAUGAGCAAUUCAAGUGGACAUUUUCUUCAGCCCCUGCUAAUGCAGCCAUAUCCGCAUACUCCACUCAAUAUAGCAAUACUUAUAGUGAUAUCACAAUUCCUAAAAGUUCACUUUUUGACAGCAUUAUAUUUGCAUCUUUUGCAGCAAAGAAUAACUUUGGUACUGAAAUUUCAGUUUCCCAAUCUAUAAACGUGACUUCAUCACUAUUUUUGACUAUAAAUUUCAAUACUUUAGAAUCUACAUAUAUUUCUCGACUGAAGUCAUUUUCUAUAUCUAUUUCAUCGAUUCAAGCUUGCACAAUCUCUAGCAGCAUUAGUGUCACUUGAAGCAUUGGACUGGUUACUAAUAACAUUACAAGCAUAGAUGAAGUGUCAUUGAGAGGCAACCAGACUUCUCAAAAUGUAUUGAUUAUUCCUCCAAAAGUUCUACCAGCUUCAACUAAUAUCACAUUUAUAUUCCGCGCAAAAGACUUGGUUUAUCUAUCUGAAGGAGAAGCAAGUGUGAUGGUACAAACUGACGUGUCUGAUCCUGUCAUUUUGUUCAAUCGAACUGAUGGGCCGGCAGGGGUUAGUCAAGAUUUAUUAAUUGAUGCUGGCAGUUCUUAUGAUCCUGAUGGCAAGUCACAGCUCAGUUUUGAAUGGUUGUGUGUAUAUAAUGCAGCUGAUUGCUCGACUUUUAUUUCAAAUCCGUUAAGUUCACUUAUGAAAAUUUCAGCGAAUUCACUUUCUUCAGGGAUCACUUAUAACUUCACUCUAAUUCUGACUAAAACUACCCUGAAUCCGAUAAGUACAACAAUAAAAGUAUCUAAAAGUAUAUAUAUAACGUCUCAGCAAGGUACCGUUCCAUCUGUAAAUAUAGUAGAAAUUGGAAACUCAAACGUAGGGAUUGUGAAUCCUGACUUGGCAUAUCGCGUCCAAGCUCAAGGAUCGUUCACUUCAAUUCUUUGAUCAGCCAAAGGAGAUCUGCCUAUUUUGUUUUCAAGCCCUUUAAUUUAUGCUGACCUUGUAAUUGCACAAAAUUCAUUGUUGGCAGGCUCAAAGUACACUUUAGAAGCUCUAAUAAAUCAAAACUUUGUAUUUACCUGAACAUUCUAUGUGAAUCAAGGACCAAAAGGUGGAAGUUUAUCUGUAACUCCAAGUUCAGGAUAUGAAAUGACGACACAAUUUUCAAUUGAAGCAUUAAAUUGGGUAGAUCCUGAAGAUAACAUUCCGAUCCAGUAUGCAUUUGGCUAUACUAUUAGUGAUAUCUACCAAGUUAUUAGCUCAAAAAACACCUCUUCCUUGAUUUAUUCAACUUUUCCUUACUCAAGCAAACAAAUAAUGAUAUCCGUAGACGUUUAUGACUCUCUAUUAUCCAAAGUGACAACGUUUCAAGGCAUUACCGUAUCGUAUCAGGCAGAUGCAAACGUUGACCAAUAUGUAGAUGACGUAAAAUCUCAAUUAAAUUCGCCCGAUUUAAACCCGAUUUCAAUUCCCAAGCUCGUUUCUGAUCUCUCUUCACUAUCAUUAAAUAGGAAUUACAUUGUGAAUGGAGAUUAUUCAACAGUAGAUCAGCAGAUUCAGGACUCAUACAACAUAGCUAUUGAUAAAAUAUCAUCCUAUACACAAAACACAGAUCCUUAUGACCCGAAUACCUAUACAACCGUCUUCAGUAUGCUAAAAGUUAUUACUUCAAAUCCAAGCAUUAACAGUUAUGAUAAUAUCGCAAAGGUGGCUGAUAUAAUCAAGGAAGUUGUUAGCAGCCUGGAUGGGAAGGUCCAGCUAGAUGAUACACAAGUUCAAACCUUCAUUGGAAUUUGCAAUAAUAACUUCCAAGUCAACAGCAGUUCAGUAUCAAAUCAAACAGACUCCAUAUCUUCGAUUGAAGGCAAUAUAAAAAGUGUUGGCUCUGCUUUACUAAAUGGAAUGUCAUCAAGAGAAAGCAAACUUUUCCUUGAUGAAAAAAUCAGUGUUGAGUUGUCAAAGCAGCCAAAUUCUGUACUCUCGAAUUUUUCGUCAGAAAUUAUGGGAGCUUCAAUAACUUUAGCAUCAAACACAGAAAGUUUUAUCAGUAAUGACUAUGUGGGCACAAGCUUCGUGCUAUAUGACCCUAUUCCUGGCGGUGCAAAUGCGAGUUUUUCUUUACUCUCCCCGUGAGUGAAAUAAACCAUUGGAAAAAUCCCUAUUUUUUUUGCCAAAAACCUACUCUCUUGAGCGAACAAACAAUUUUAUUAAAAGAAAAAUUUUGAUAUAUAAAUGAUAAUUAGUAUGAGGAAAUCUCGAGCUAAUUCUGUUUAAUUUUUAACUAAUCGCGUCUAAAACAUAAAUUUUACUAUUAGCUUCUCAAUUUUUAUAAAUUAGAAUGUUUUUUAAUUUUGGAAAAAAAAUUCUAUAAAAUUAUAUAUAAAUAUUUAAAAAAAAAAUCCCUCCAUGAGUGAGCAAGAUUUUUUUGUUCGCUCAACGGAUGGAGGAGUUAGUUUCUUUUACUCUUACAGAUUUAUCAACCCAUGAUGCUAUCCCAUUAAACAAUACGAGUUAUAACUAUAUUUCAAUCCCAGUUGAAUUUAUAAAUAACAGCUCUAAUGCAACACUAAAUUGUUCUUAUUUAGAAGAAGGUCUGUCUAAAUGAAAAACAGAUGGAUGUGUUUUAGAUUCGUUCAAUACUACUGUUAUCAUUUGCAAGUGCAGCCACUUAUCAAUUUUUUCAGCGUUUUUUGGAGGUGCUGCAAGUACUGCCCAGUCAAGUAAUAUUGGGGAUACAGUGAACGUUAACGCUUUUUCUUCAAUUGACUGAGAUACUAACGCAAUUGGGCUCUAUUUUUGUGCAGCGCUUUUGAUUUUCUAUAUUGUCCUAACCAUGCUAGCAUGCAAGCUCGAUAAAAAGGAAGCAGAAGAAGAGCUCGAUAUAAUAAAGGGUGCAGCAGCAGCUGAAGAUAUCUCAAAAAAGCCUGAUGAAUUAACAGAAAGAUCUGAGGAUAUGACUUACAGGACAGAUGAUUCGAUUGCUCACAAUUUCCGUCACAAAAUAGGCUAUGAUCCUACUAUCCAUUCAACAGAGCAAAAUACAAGUCAAGAAAUGAGUAGGGCUGAUUCUAUAGCGUCUAUUCAAGUUGAAAAUAUUGAUGUCAAACCAACAAAGAAAAGGAUGAGCUUUUUUGAAUUUGUUGGGAAAAAUCACGAUUUUAUCAGCAUUUUUUUACCCGAUAGUCAAUUUUCUCAUAGCGUGCGAGUAACCGCAUAUACUGUUUCCUUGCUCGGGAAUAUGUUUUUUAUAGGACUGUUUUAUCAAGAUGGAGAACAAAAAGAUGACGACAGUGAUAGCAUGAAUUUCAGUGAAGCGAUUAACAACUAUUCAUUUCGAGACUUUUGGGUUAUGGUAUAUUCUACAGGUAUCAUGAUACCGAUAAGCUGCAAGGCAAGGGAAGACAGAAGUACCAGAAGGGCACUCAUAUGAGAAGAAAAGAAGAAAAUUCAUUUUAUACCCUACCAUAAUUAGGAUUGGCCUGAAUUGCUGAGCAAAUCGUUCUAAAUCUAUCUCUAAUUUGGAUUGCUUGGCUUACUUUUCUUGGUCUAUGCCAAGAUCAUUGGCAGCAGCACUUAUUUGAGAAUUAAGCAAGCUUGGCUCAUCUUCUUGGCUUUUUUGGCUUAUUUACGUUUUCAGGCUCCACAACUCCUGGAGCCCAAAACUCCCGCUGCUCCCACAAUCCCCACAACUCCCACAAUUCCCACAACUCCCAAAGCUCCCGCAGCUCCCACAACUCCCACAACUCCCACAACUCCCAUCACUCCCAUAACUCCCAUAACUCCCACAACUCCCACAACUCCCGGGGGCAUCACCCCAAAAUACCGAACCCAAAGGCCAGAAAACUGCAGUUUUCUCCAGUUAGCAAGCCCUUCCCAAGGAAGCAAACCCCCGUGGCGACCUUCCUGGCUUGCCGCAACAUAGGGAGACCAGCUGACCCUUUAACAGCCGGACGACUCAAUGACCAUCGCUGACGUGCGCCAGGCCUCCUCCUCUACUAGGAUUUCCUUCCUUUCCUUUUCAGCAAUUCACCACUCGAUUUCCUAUACGAUCUCCUCCGUAGUCCCUGCCUUUUCAAGCUCUUCCAGCUGCUCCUCCCUCUCCAGCCUUCUGUGUUUGCGCACUCAUAUGAGGAAUAAACCCUCUGAGGUUGAGUCCAAAAGUGGUAGAACCUCCCGUGCAGGAGGCCUUUUGCGACUUCGUUACCAAAUGGCUGACUUUUAAUAAUCCUAAUCCUACUCAUGAUCCCGAUAGCUAUUAUUUUGAGAAUUUUAGCAAAAAGAAAUAUUAAAGAGUAUAAAGAUCCAAAAAAGCAGAACAAAAUAAAGAAAAGGGAGAAGUGGAAAAAAUUCGGAUUUUUCAUGCUAUCAUGGAGCCUUAUGGGGUAUUUUUGCUGGUCUAUUAUAUUAUUUUCUAUUCAAUUCCAGCUGAGUCUUACAUAUAAAUGGAUUUGCAACACAAGUGUUAGUUAUGGCUCUGAUAUUUUUGUAAUGCCAUUUGUUAAAAUGCCAAUUAAAGUCUUCUUUGUAUGACUAUUCACCAAGCUAACGAUGGCUCUUGGAUUUUCAAGCUCAAAAGACAAAAAAUAA